Molecule: messenger RNA, 2410 nt
Organism: Haliotis rubra (blacklip abalone)
Lineage: Eukaryota; Metazoa; Mollusca; Gastropoda; Lepetellida; Haliotidae
Product: multiple epidermal growth factor-like domains protein 6
Exons: 10
Coding region: 280-1419 (379 amino acids)
Molecular function (GO): scavenger receptor activity
Source: RefSeq, a predicted model, not a curated record
UUGUGUAGACUGUAUCGCCCGGUUUGCACAAAGCAUGACAGGAGACUAUAUCUAUUUUAUGUUUUCAAUACGUGUUUUAUUUAAACAACUUCCUUGUUGCCGAAUUGUAUUGGUGUUCAGACAGGCGACUGUGGGCUGUUGAUGUGAGAGGAAUCUAACAUCGGAAGGUGCUGGGUGGGAUUGCUUGUGAUCUGUGUCACCGUGAACCUCACCGAUGCAGAAUGCCACUGUAAUACCACAGAGCUCUGUGACAAGUUCCCCUCAACUCCCUGUAGUCAGAUGGAUGGUCAGGACAUGUGUCAGGAGGGAUGGUUUGGUCCGUGUUGUCAGAAACAAAACAUUGCUUUGCGGAGAUCUAGCAGCCAGAGUAGCACACUGACCAAUUUUCCAAAUCUGUAUGGAGCAGCACUUGGUGUGGACGGCAGAGCCACCACAAAUGUCUAUAGCUCACCACGGACAUGUGCUCAUACAAAGAAAGAGACAAAUCCAACCUGGACUGUGAACCUGAACACUUCAGUUCCAGAGAAGAUACAACACAUCAGACUCUAUCUACGUGACGACCUUCAGGAGAGAAGCAACGGCAUGGAGAUACUUGUGGGCAGCCAGAUGUGCUACAACUGGUCAUCAACUGAACAUCCUCCUCCUAUAGCUAACGUCACCUGCCGCCAGCCACUGACAGGAACCACGGUCACUAUACGGAUACCUGGUCAACUGAAAUAUCUUACUUUGUGUGAAGUGCAGAUAUUUGUUUGCAGUAACGGAUGGUUUUCUAAAGAUUGUGAUAAAUACUGCCGCUGCCUUAACAGUACUGAUGUAUGUGACAAGAUCAGUGGUCACUGUUCUAGUGGAUGUUUCCCUGGUUAUCAUGGCACUGACUGCCAAACAGGAUGUCCAGAUGGUUCCUAUGGUAGCAACUGCUCCUUUCAGUGUGGAAACUGUCUCAGUGGUGUCAGCUGUGACAAGACAAACGGUACCUGUCCUGGAGGAUGUGCAGCAGGAUGGCAGAGUGAUACAACAUGUCUACAAGCAUGUCCAGAUGGUUCUUAUGGUAUCAACUGCUCCUCCCGGUGUGGAAACUGUCUGGAUGGUGUCAGCUGUGACAAGGCCUUGGGAACAUGCCCUGGAGGAUGUGCAGCAGGAUGGAUGAAUGACGGCACGUGUCUACAACAGAAGUGUUCCGGCUGGGGAAUCCCAGUGACAGCUGUUCUUGGUGUGUUGCUGAUCUGCACAGUGACUGGUGGAACCAUAUACAUCAGACGAUUACUGAAACACCUGGAGAGCUUGAAGACAAAAAAGAGAGCGGAACACUAUGUGACACUUGAUGAGAGGACAAAGACAACAGAAAGUACCUACGAACAUAUCGACAAUGCAACGCCUUACUACAAUACAGUCAAUCAUCUUCAGGAUGAAACUUUAUGAAAGGACAAAGGUUCCAGCAACAGAAAGUACACACGGACAUGUUAACAAUGCUAUACCAUACUUCAAUGUAGUCGAUCAUCUUCAGGGUGAAACAUGGUGAUUUUAGCAUUAACGAUAAAGGGCACAAUGCAUCACUGAAGAAAUACAUGUAUAUAUUGUAUAUAUAUUACCAACAUAGUACUUCGUAAAUAAGUAUCACAAAGUGUGACACAUUAUUGUGGACGUUUAGUACACGACAAAAAGUAUGCUUAUGCUAUAUAGAUAAGAAUCAUAAUGUAUAUCACAUUACAAAUACUUGUCAUAUAUAAGUUCUCAGUCAACUAGUAUCUAAUUAAUGUAGCUUUAUCAUCAUUCACUGAGUGACACUGUUUCUCAUGCUUAGUUCACCCAACCUCAAUCAACGCAUCGUGUCAUUUUGUGACGGUCACUCAGACCUGAUAACACAGUUCUUUAUGCACAUGUCGCUAUACAUUGUUGACAUAUACAGUGAAGAUGUUAGUUAAAUGAACUCACAUGGACAUUUUUUGUUGUAUCUAAUCUGAAUAUGAUUAGCCAGCACAUCACACAAAGUGAAGAAUGGUGGAACGUUUAUCACAGAUAAUUGGUAUAUAGUGUGUACAUGCCAGGUAUGUCAGCUGUACAUGUUUCAUUUAAAUAUAUCUAUUUCGCGUUUAAAAAAUCAUGUCUUAUACGAAAUAUUUAGAAAUUGAAACGUAGUACGAAUUCUUGAUUAUAGCUAUACCCUGAACCUCGAUAUUUAACGUGUUUGAAACUAAGUAAACUUGAAACUUAAACAAACUAAAUUUGGCACUAUCCUAUGGUUAUUAAUUCUGGCGUUCAAUCGUUUGUAACAGUUUCCCUGCAGUGAAUGAUGUUGGUGGCGACAAUUGGCGGCCCCUUCGAAGCAUGAGACUCUAUCAUAAGGAUAUACAAUAGUGAGUGAGUUAAAAUGUCGGCAAUAUGUCAGCCCUAUCGUGACGAGAGAACCUAA